Molecule: messenger RNA, 1756 nt
Organism: Corvus hawaiiensis (hawaiian crow)
Lineage: Eukaryota; Metazoa; Chordata; Aves; Passeriformes; Corvidae
Exons: 4
Coding region: 442-1413 (323 amino acids)
Source: RefSeq, a predicted model, not a curated record
AAGGAAAUUCCUUCUUUUUUUUUUUUUUUUUUUUUCUUUUUUUUUUUUUUCUGCAGUAGAAGCGAAUCCUCGCAGCCCUGAAGGAGCCCUCAAAUCUCCCGACUUUGCCAUAAAAAAUCUGUUGCUCCGCUUGUUUCCAAGUGUUCCCUAUCCCGGAUUUUUUUACCCCGGGAAUUUGAAUCCCAGCUCACUCUUUGAAUCCCAAAUCCCGAACAGAAUGGGGGAAAAAAACCCUGAAUCCGUCAUUUCAAUGCUCUUGUGCCGUUUAAUAGGGGGGAUUAUAAUUUUUCCUCCGUUCCAAGGGGGGCCUGGGGAGGGCUGGAAAAGCUGGAAGACCUCGUGGCCUCGGCAAUUCCUGGGAUUUCCGAGUCGUGGGAUCGUGGGGCUGCUCCAAGAGGGGUUUUUCCCCAGCCUGGAUAUUCCUGUUUUGCUGGAAAUGGGAUGGCAGGGCUGGGGGUGAGCAGAAUUCGGGGACAUCGCUGUGUCCCCCCUCUGUCUGUGCCAGAGCUGAUCCGUGGGGAUGGAGAAUCCUUCCCAAAAUCCCUCUUUUUGUGCCCAGGGAGUGCUGAAAAGCAAAACGUGGAUUUUUGGCGCAGGUCAAACAUCCACAGGGAAAACCUGGGCGAGGUGGGCGCAUCCAUGGGUUUUCCAUCAUGGAAAAUCCCGUCGAUUCCCGAAUUCGCCCAUCCCAAAUUUCUCCCCUUAGUGGUGUUUUUUGGGCGAUUGUCGGAUCACUGCUUGGAAAGUUCGGGAAUUUUUGUGGGGUUUGGAUUGCUAACCUUGGGAGCAGGGAUUUUGGGAGGCUCGGGAUGGGCUCCAAACAUUCCCGAAGCUGGGAAGGAGGGAUGGAGGGGGGGGGAGGAUGGAGCCCCCCACCUUCCUCGUUUUCCCAUCUCCCCCAAUCCAGGCUCAGCUCCCACACGCUGCUGGGAAGAGGUGAAAUUAAUCCCUAUGGAAAUUUAUUUAAAUGAAUUCCCGCCUGGACACUCAAGCUGUUCCCAGCCUGGCGAGGGGGGAGGGAGUGGAGACUCCCGGGAACCCCGAUUGCCCCCCUUACAGCCACAUUUCCUGGGAUUAUUCCCUCCUGGAAGUGCGGAGUUGAGCCCCAAAUCCAGGACACUGCCCAGGCCCUUGGCUGACCACACCCCCUGGCCAGGACUUUGGGACCCCCUCGAGCCACCCGCAGUGACAAGGACACGAGGGAAGAGGUGCCACCGCCUGUCCCCGAGGUCACCCUGUCCCCAAGAGACCCCACCCAGAGGACGGUGCGUGGUGACAAGAGUGGACGUCGUGGGGGUCCAGGUGACCGAGAAAGGCCGGACAAAAGGCAAGGCUGGGCUGGAGCCGUGGAAUUCCCACCCCAGGGGCGACAGCUCUAAAAUCCCACCAAACCUUUCCGGGGAUCAGCGAUGAGCCGGGACAAACCUCGGGAAGGACAUCCCGAAAUUCCCAACCUCCCAAUCCCUCCCACCACACGCUCGCCGCCGCCGCCGCCCAAAUAUUGAGCUCUACAUUAAAUUAGCAAGGGGAAAAUAAAUAAAUAAAUCAAGGAAUCAAUCAAUAAAUAAAAUUAAAAAGGUCCGGGAGGGAAAGGCGAGCACGUCGGAGGGGAAGCGUGGCAGUUUGUUAUGCUAACCGAGGGGGGCUCCGCUCGGGGGACAAGUCGGAGAGGUCUGAAGAGCAAGGAGUUCACAGGCCCUCUCCUUUUGUCAUGCUAAAAGUGCAACACAGAAAAUAUAUACAGGCAGCUGCUCAA